This is a messenger RNA of Cygnus olor (mute swan), 6941 nucleotides long. It is a transcript of the gene FLI1, whose product is annotated as Fli-1 proto-oncogene, ETS transcription factor. Lineage: Eukaryota; Metazoa; Chordata; Aves; Anseriformes; Anatidae. Gene Ontology annotation, molecular function: sequence-specific DNA binding; DNA-binding transcription factor activity, RNA polymerase II-specific. Bases 2317 to 3681 code for a protein of 454 amino acids. Gene Ontology annotation, cellular component: nucleus. The transcript has 9 exons. Gene Ontology annotation, biological process: regulation of transcription by RNA polymerase II; cell differentiation. The record is from RefSeq and is a predicted model, not a curated record.
AAAGGAUGCGUUUCACUCUUCCCUUUAACCUCUUGCUUUUCUGGUUGCUGCAGCCAUGUGGUGAGGCUGAAGGGGGAGUGGAGAAGAGAGUGGCUGCGGGGGGGAGAGAGGGGAGGGAAAGAGAGAAAGAGUAACGGGACAGCAAAGGGUUAAGCGUGAUUUCUUUUAAUUGAACUCCAGUUCUUGUGGCCCUAGGCAAGGGGGGACCUGACCCCGCUAGCAGCAUCCAGAUGUGCUGCUCCCCGGGGACCCCGCGCAGCCCCCUGCCUUGUGAACCGGCGGGGGAGGAGCGGGGGGCCCGGGCUGUCCCCUCUGCCCCCCUCUGCCUUCACCUCCCGGCUGCAGGCGGCCUCAGUCGCUGGCAAGCAGCAAGCCGAAAGCUCCAGGUCUGGUCACGUUCACCCGUGUCUGCAUCUGAACUCCCAAAUUGUAGCUGAAUUGAUGAGGCUAAUUUCGGAGGAGGGGGGAGGGCGGGGAGGGAGGGGCAAGGGGAAUCUACGGCUCUCUCCUGCCAGCUUCGGGCUUGGAGAAAUAAAGUAUUAAUAAGGCAUCUCUGCCGCAGCCGAGUAGAAACACUAGUGGCAUUAUUGCAUUUCCCUUUUGGAAGGGGCGGGUGCAGAAUAACUUUGGAUAUAAUUUUGAUUGCCCCCCACCCCGCCCCGUGGUUGGACUAAAGACGGGGGGAAACAAAAAGCCUGGACACAACUGGCACUGGACAAGGUAAUGCUCUCCACCGAGAGAUCUGACGUUCAGGAGUGCCCUCCUGCCUUGACACUUUCUUUCUUGGCUUCACCCUCCCUAUUUUACACCCUCUGCGCUUCUCCUCGGGCUGCAGCGGUUUGCAGAAGUGGGAAUAAAGGACGCCCAGAGCGUUGCAUGAUGUGUUCCGCUGCUCGCUGCUUGUUAUUUUUGCAGGGGGGGAAGUGGAGCUGGACAGGCGCGUAUUGUCUCCUUUCCUCGGGUCCUUGGGAGGGUUUCAGCCUUGUCCGGAAAAAGGAAAGCGCGUUUCUUUUCUGGCGAUCGCUCCCGUUUGAAUGAGAGGCAGAAUCGCACGUCAGGGCUCACCAGGUCGAAAAAGAGAUUUAAAGGCUGGUGUGUUGGGUCGGUUUUACUGCAGUGCCCAUUCUGACACGAAAUUUCAGGUGUUCUGACAAUUAAUGUGAUUUUUUUGACAUUUUUUUUAGCUGCUUCUUCUUCUUCUUCUGUUUUUUCUUGUCUGACUGGGGUUUUAACAGCUUACCAAGGAACUGGUGUUGAGAGAGGAGGCUGGAAAAGGUGCUCCCAGCCCCCGAAAUAAAUGGAUGGGGACCCGUUGAUCUGAGGUCUGUGUGAUUAGCAGCCCGAUAUCCCAGCCGUGAGAUGACUGAGAGUGAAGGGGACAGGGGUGAAAGUGGACAAGAGCUUCCACUUUCCUGCAGCCCCAUUUCCAGCGUGGCUUUAAUUGCUGGAGUCAUUUGUCUGUCCUGCAUUACUGCACUCACCGCUCCUUUCUGGCAGGAGCGGACCCCGGCUCAUGCUCCCUCCUGCGAGCCCUGCUUGGGGCGGGCGUGAAGAGGGGCCACGUUACGUUUUAAAUACCUCUAAUGGUCAGGCUUUUCUUUAUAUUUCUUUCUCUCUCUCUCUCUCUCUUUUUUUUUUUUUUUUUCCCUCACCCUGCGUGCCCCGACUGAAUUGUAUUUACGGUUUUCUUCCCUCCGUUUUUGCCUGUGACUGGAAAACGCAUUAAUAAAAAAAUCUGUGGGAAGAGACGGAAAUUCAGUGAGUCAGGCUACAGCUGCUCCAGCCAAAAGAAAAAAAAAUGGCAAAAAACAUGUUAAACUAAACUGUGGGAUGACACAGUGCUCGCUAAUACGGGCUGGGGUGCAAGGCAAGGUCUCCUUCGAGCUGGCUGCGAUAGCGACAAACAAGAGCUGACAGAGGUAGCUAUUGUUCUGCCCCUUCUUAUCUAAAUGGAGCAAAUAUCCUGUAUGUAAAAUAUAUAUAUUUUGAUCAAGAAGGCAGGACCAGCGGAGAGACGAAAGUUUCCUCCUCGAGUGACUUCACUUCCCAAAAUUAGCAGAAAAAAACGUUUCAUCCGGUUAACUGUCUCUUUUUCGCUCUGCUGCAACAACCAAAGUUAAAAAAGAGAGGCAGAGAGAGCGAGGGAGGGAGGAGAGGAGAGAGCCGGAGAGGGGAUAAGCGGAGGAAAGUAAAAUCACUGGGAGGACACAGAAAAGUGAAAGAGGGAGAAGAAUAACGGCUUCAGGAGGCUUCGGUUGCAGGCUAAACCGGGUCAAUGUGUGGAAUAUUGCUGGUCCCGGCUGGAAGUUGUUCUAGAUGGACGGCACUAUUAAGGAGGCUCUGUCGGUGGUGAGCGACGACCAGUCCCUCUUUGACUCCACAUACGGCGCUGCCACUCACCUCCCCAAGGCAGAUAUGACAGCCUCAGGGAACCCUGACUAUGGCCAGCCGCACAAAAUCAACCCUUUGCCUCCUCAGCAGGAGUGGAUUAAUCAGCCAGUCCGGGUCAAUGUUAAAAGAGAAUAUGACCACAUGAAUGGAUCAAGGGAGUCCCCUGUAGACUGUAGUGUGAACAAAUGCAGCAAGCUCGUCGGAGCAGGGACAGAGUCCAACCCAAUGAGUUACAGCACCUACAUGGAUGAGAAGAAUGGGCCUCCCCCCAACAUGACCACCAAUGAGAGGAGAGUCAUUGUCCCAGCAGAUCCCACCCUAUGGACCCAGGAACACGUGCGCCAGUGGCUGGAAUGGGCCAUAAAGGAGUAUGGAUUAAUGGAGAUUGACACCACCCUCUUCCAGAAUAUGGAUGGCAAGGAGCUCUGCAAAAUGAACAAGGAUGACUUCCUCCGAACCACCUCCCUCUACAACACAGAAGUUCUGUUGUCUCACCUCAGUUACCUCAGGGAAAGUAGCUCACUGCUGGUCUACAAUACUCCAUCCCACACAGAAGCUUCCUCACGUCUUGCCACCAAAGAAGAUCCCUCCUAUGAUGCAGUCAGGAGAACAGGAUGGGGCAGUAAUAUGAAUUCUGGCCUUACCAAAAGCCCUCCUGUUGCAGGGACGCAAAAUGUGAAUAAGACAACAGAACAGCAACGGCCCCAGCCAGAUCCCUAUCAAAUCCUGGGGCCUACCAGUAGCCGUCUUGCCAAUCCAGGGAGCGGGCAGAUCCAACUGUGGCAGUUCCUCCUCGAGUUGCUGUCGGACAGUUCCAACGCCAGCUGUAUCACAUGGGAAGGGACCAAUGGGGAAUUCAAGAUGACGGACCCUGAUGAAGUGGCACGGCGCUGGGGAGAACGCAAAAGCAAGCCCAAUAUGAAUUAUGACAAGCUGAGCCGAGCCCUCCGAUACUACUAUGAUAAGAACAUUAUGACCAAAGUGCAUGGCAAAAGGUAUGCCUACAAAUUUGACUUUCAUGGCAUUGCCCAGGCUCUCCAGCCUCAUCCCACUGAAUCGUCAAUGUACAAGUAUCCAUCAGAUCUCUCCUACAUGCCUUCUUACCAUGCCCAUCAGCAGAAGGUGAACUUUGUACCCCCACACCCUUCUUCUAUGCCUGUCACAUCAUCCAGUUUCUUUGGAGCUGCCUCACCUUAUUGGACCUCCCCUGCUGGAAGCAUUUAUCCAAACCCCAAUGUCCCUCGCCAUCCCAACGCCCAUGUAUCACCACACUUGGGCAGCUAUUACUAGAUGCUUUUAUCUUCGAGUGGCCUUAAUCAGUCUCAUUGGACUUUUUCUUUACUUCUGGUAUUUUUAUGUUUUUUGGGGGGACCCUUAAUGGAUAAUUGUGGCCUUUCUGGGGCAAGAAUUAAAACUGGAUAUUGGUUAUUCCUGGAUCAACCCUUUUACUUUUGUAACUUUGCCUCUUGUGUCUUGAACUGAGAGAUGGAUGCUUCUUUGGGCCAGUACUCUGCAUUUUCUUUGUGUUUUUUUUUUUUUUUUUAAUGCUUAUGUCCUCUGUAGGAAUUGACUAUGAAGAUUGUUCACCAUUACCUGGAAUGAUUAUUAGCUUUUUGAUGAGAGAAAUUUUUAAGAAUUCAAAGGAGGUUGACAAGACAUAGACCCAACUGUGGGUCUUAGGAAAAGAUGACUACAUUUUUUUUUCUCACUUUGAAGAGGGUAGGCAAUUUGACCAUAAAGUCACGAGGACCUUGGGCUGCAGGGGACCACAACUGGAAUCUUAGCUUUAAGGCAGAUGAGGAUUUUCACCCAACUGGAAAUUAAGAAAAUAUAUAUAUUCAUAUAUAUAUAUGUACAUGUAUAUUUUAAGAAGUAAAGGGCAUUGAAGGAACUUUUCUAGGCUGUACAAGUUCAGUAGACUGUGUAUUAACUCCAGAAACAUCAGAAACCAGAACAAAAAGUAACCUAAUAUCAAGCACAGACAUUCUUUGAAAGCAAAAGUGAAGUAAAAUAAAUGACAGCAGGCCCUUGAGCUCUGCCAGAGUCUUAGGGAUCGCUAAAUGCUACCGAUUCGCGAACGCUGUGCGUUUGUCAGACCGUCAUUCAAAGGGUCAACAAAUCAGAAGGCAAAUUACUGUAUAAAUUAUGCAGAGUUAUUUUUCCCUAUAUCUCACAGUUUUAAAAGAGAGAGUAAAUAAAACGAGUUGACCUCGGUCACAAAUGCAGGUUUGUUUUUUACUAUCAGCUCAGUUGUUUGUGGGUUGUUUUUGUUUGUUGUUUUUUUUUUUUUUUAAUGUAAUUUGUACAUCUUUCCAAUCUGUACAUUUGGGCUGUAGCUUUGUACUUUUUUGCUAAAAAAAAUAAAAAAAUAAGACAUGAGUAAUGUAUCUGUUGGAGAUAGUCUUGGUCCUGCAAUUGGAUCCAUAAUUGACUCCCAAAUUAGCCAGAAACCUUCCAGAUUUCCUGGGUUUGUCUAGAGUAGAUUUUUUUUUCUUGUAUUAGCCUGUCAUAGUUGUUUGCAAAUUAACUCCAUUUAGUUAACAUGUUUCUACUGAAGCUGAUUGAAAACAUACAUUGACAUUUUAAAGUGACCUAUUUCAAUAUUUUGUGAUUAUUUUUCACCAAAAUCUGGAACUUUGGAAACAUUUUAACCACUUCACAGGGAAAAUUAUCAAAUAUUUCUCACGACAUCUUUUGAAGACUUUUGCUAUGGGUUGUCAUUUAAAUGCUAAACAUUUGAAAAUUCUCAGCCAUCUCUAAUUUUGCACGUGUUAAUUUGAUGAUCCACAAAUGGUGGUUUGGUGCCAUAAACAGAAGGGUAAACCACAAUCAUUCGUGUUUUAGAACAGAUGUCUAUCACGGGUUAGACUUACAUCUAUAACCUAUUAGCUAACUUGUAUUAACCGGCAACCAAUUAACAGGAUCACAAAUAUCUAAUCUAGACAUAACCUCUGGGACUCUGUGUGUGUGCAAGAUUUGGUCCAUGUGCAUCCGAUUGCAGGAUGAGAGCCUGAAAUCAGAACAUUAUAGUCUGCUCAUAACUUUAAACAGAAGCACUGAUGCCAUUAUUUAACAAAAAGGAAGAAUAAGAUCAAGCUAAUCAGUUUAGGUCUUAGUGCUUUUGGGAUGUUUAUAAGUAACAUUACUGCAAUAAUCGCAAAAUUUAAGUAUGAAGAAAUUACCCAUGGAAAUGGGGCUUUUGCUACUAUAUAUAUGCAAUGUACUUUUUGGAUAUUAAAAUAUAUAUAAUUUUGCAAGUAAUCUUGGUGUUUUUUAAAAAUGUAUUAAGUGUUACAAUGAAACUGUUGUAUGAAGAAGAUGAUGUAAAAAAUGUGACAAAAUAAAUGGUGGUUUUCUUCUCUAAGGCAUCAUAUUGUCCCACUCUCUCCCUCCCCUCUCAUGCCUGCUGAAAGAGCAUGAACUUGCAUCUAAAUUAAAUUCAACUAAAAGGAAAACAACAAAUCUCCAUAGUAGUAGCAGUCAUCAUCCUUAUCACUGUAAAAUAAUAUCAACUUCUUAUUCCAGAAAAUUUGUGUCUCUGGAGCUGGCGUUUAUCAGACCUAAUUUAGGUAUUGAAGUGUCUAAAUCAGAAACCUAGGCUCCAUCUUUUGUCCAUGUGGGGAGAGAGAGAGAGAGAGAGAAUGAGAAUGUGGUGGAGUAGCUGGAGCUCGAAGAGGCGAAGUGUCUUGCAUGAGGACGGUGGCAGAGCUGUGAGCAGGCCUUUGCCCAGUGCCCCAGCAACUGGGUCACAGCCCUGUGCCAAGUGCUGGAACAUGCAGCCUCCCUGCGAGCGCCACAACCGACCUAAUGGACAUCUCCGACUGUUCACUCUUCAGGGUACUCAACAAGCCGUUGGCAGAAUGUGUAUGUGCAAUGCUGUGUGUAUUACCAGCCUGCCUGUCUGCUCAUGUUUCUCACCUAACCCCAAACCCCAGGGAAACCCAGUGCUCCAAAGCAUUCCUGAGAUGGAGUAAGAGUCUGCAAAAACAAGCACCGCCAAGGAAUCUUCUGAUUGUGUAUAAAGGUCAGGCAAAGGCACUUCCUGUAUUUUUUCAGACACACGGUGGUCCUGAGAGAUAGCUUGAUCUUUCUGCAGAUUUGAUAAACCCUUAGAAAUACAUAACUGCACAAGUACACCAUUUCCUUCCUCCACACACAACCUUUUGUUGCUAAGUUUCUAGUACAAUAGCUUUCACCGGCUUAAUUAGCAAGCCUGGGCUAUGAAAAAGAGUUAUGUUAAAGAGUGUGUUCAAGCACCACAGAGCUGUUCCCUUUGUGUAUUCAGCCACAGUUGCUCAAUUUAGCCAUAAAAGUGAGUGUUUUUUGCAUGUCUCUAUUGUUUUUCGCUUCAUUGUGAUCUGGAUUCGUUCUGGCUAUGCAUCAUCAAUAGAAGUAUCAAGUAUUUUCUUCUCAUACAAUGUGCCUGCCCGGUUGCCUGCUAUAGGAAAAUUUGAAGACUGAGAUUGCACAAAAAUGCCUAGAGGCAGAAUCUGAAGGUUAUCAGAGCAAGAAGAUGUCUUUGACAGCAAAAUCUGGCCAGCAGCAUCCUU